This is a messenger RNA of Equus caballus (horse), 2483 nucleotides long. NCBI's taxonomy places the organism in Eukaryota, Metazoa, Chordata, Mammalia, Perissodactyla, Equidae. The record is from RefSeq and is a predicted model, not a curated record.
AUGAAUCGGCGCGUCCCUCGGCGGCCCCCGCGCCUACUCGUGCGGCGUGACGCUCCCUCGAGGCAGGACGAGGCGCUUCGCUGUCGCCGCGACAGCCUCAGCCCGGACCGCCGCCGCCCCCCGCUUCCCUGGCGGCUACCCGGUGCCCAUGUGCUCCGGCCGGAGUCCGCGUGUCGCCGCCCCCGGGCGGCCCUGCCCUCCGUGCUCGCAGCCUUCCCUCCAUCCGUCUGCUCGUCCUCCCGUGCGCGGCGUGGUCCGCCGACCUGCCCGCGGCCCCCAGAGAGCCAGGCGCCGUCCCGGGCUCGGGGCGAGGAGCUGCCGUCGACGGAGGGGAGCCGGUGCUUACCCAGCGGCGCGUCGUCUCCUCGUUGCCCGACGCCGCGCGCCCCGCUGGUGACAGACGCCUCGCGGCCCAGCCCGCAGCUCCGGCCGGAUCCCCGCGGCUCCGGCUUCCCCGUCGCGGCGGUGUCCCCACUCUCCCCGCCGCCCGCCCUCCCGAGUUCGCGGACGCCCCUGCCGCUUCCUGCUCCCUGGCCCGCGGCGCUGCGCCGAGUUCUGUCCGGUCGCCGCUGUGUCCCCAGCCCGCGAGCGCGCGUGAGAGGCGCUCGGUCAAUAGGCGAAGCGCCGGGCCCCGCUGAUGGCGCCGCCCUCGCCGGCGCUCGCGCGAGGCCGUGGCGUCCGAGCCCCCGCUCCGCGUGUGCGCCUGGCGAGCGCCCGCUGCGCGUCCUCCGCCGCUGCUCCACGGCAGCCUCGCUUCGGGCGGCCCCGCGCUUGCUGGCCGGCCUGCCGCAGGCGCCGGUGGCAGUCGGCGCGGCGCCGGGGGCGAGCUCAGCUGGGCGGGGGGAGGCGCGCUCCGCGAGGACAGCGCGAGGCCGGCGCGCGGGCGCUGGUUUGCCUGCAAGGUGCUCGGCUGGUCCUGGGGACCCUACCCGGCUCGGACCCGAAGGGGGUUUUCCAGGCGCCGCCCCGCUCCUAGCCCGUGUCCCGAGAGUGACCCUUUGUGAGCUGGAGGGCCCGUCGCGACGACUGGGAUCGUGCUGGGCAGCAGCCUUCUGCGAAAUGCCUGGCGGUCUGCACUAAGAGAAAGCUUAGAUUCCAUUCCUGGGCUGCUGACUCGCAGGUGACCUCAGACAGGCCAGCUGCCCCCUGGAGCCUGUUUCUGCAGAUGUGAACCCUUUUGAGAGCAGUGCUGAGCAUGGAGGGAAGUCACUGUGAAAAUGCAGUAAUAUCCUGACAUCAGUCACUCAGGGCUUGGGGAAAGUCAGUUGAAUAUUGGCAUUUUUGCGUCUCUCCUACGGUCUUCACUUAGUGUGUCUGUAGAAGUCUGAGUGGUGUGUGAGUUGAAAAAACAGCUGUGCUUUGAAAAGCUUGCUGCUAAGCGUGAAUCUCAGUACACGCGGAAGAGGCGGCCUCAUCCUUGGAGUCAGCAUCCGUGGGCAGCGGCCACUUCUAGCUAUCGUGUCCAUGUGGGCUAUGACUCUGUUCCUCGAGAGAGCCAUCUCAGAGUGGGCUGGCUGUGUCUCAGCUUUCCACCGAAAGGACUCUGUUGUAGAGACUGGUACUCCCAGCCCCCUGGGAGCUUCCGCUCAAAGGUUUCCAGCCGCGUGGGUCUCUAAGGAAGGUAACUUCCAGGUUCCGUUGACCCUGGCUCUUUCAGGAAUGGAGUUCCUGGUGUCUUCUAGAACAUUGGACUGGAAGUCAAUAAGUUUUUUAACUUUACCUUUGAGGCACGUCGUUUAAUUUCUGUGCCUCAGUUUCUCCCCUAAAUACUUAGCUCGGAUUUAUUCGUUGUGCAGAUGAGCGAGAGACAACGUAGCACUUCGUUUGUUCCUUAAAAUACAGGUAGAGGUGUUACCCUGAGGCUUUGGAUUGCAGAGCACAGUUCCGGUCGUGUGUGUUGUGUCUUGAGAAUCACCUGUUGAAACCUUCAGGUCUGCAUUUGAGGUGAAGUCUCUCCUUGAUCCCUGGGUCGGUUCCCAGUGAGCUCUCUCUUCGCUGACUCUUUUCUAUGUCAUAUGGUUAUAUUCCUUUGUAGCGUCCGAUUGUUAGCAUCCUGCUGUUUGCUACUUUCUACUUUUUUGCUGAUUGUGUGAUGUGUGUUUAAUGUCCUUUGUCAUUCCCAACACUAAGCUUCUGAGCAUCGUGAAGGUCUUUGAUUUAUUUGUGUCCCCAUCAUUCUUUGAUCAUAAAUGUGUAGGAAUUGAGGAAGCAGUAACACUCAUUUCCACAAUGAUUCCCUUCCUGAUGAACGACCAUUUUCUCCUUUAUUCGUCCUUCUCUUGGCACUUCUGUAUAUAGUAUUUGUUUUCCGUAAUUUUUCUGUUCCAAUUAGAGUACAAGUGUGAAAGGGCCUCGUGGUGUUCUGCUUUGAUGCUUGUUCAUCGCACGUCUUUUUGAGCCUCUCCUAUGUUCCAUCCAGCGUGUUAAGGAGCAGUAGAGAACUGUGGACAAUUCUGCUUGGAAGGUCGGCUCUGAGAGAACUG